CCGUGGUGCGAAUUGUUAUAAUUGUUUUAUCUAUGAUUGCUUCCCUUUUUUAUAUUUACACCAUUUUCUCUGCACCGUUUGGCAGUGAGUUGGGUUUGUGGAGAGGAGAUUUCUAAGAAGUUUUUAAUGGUCUAGAACAAUGACUCAGCAUGAUAGUGGACAUAAGGAGAUAUUGAGAGAUGAAAAAGGGCAACAGACUGAAGUUUUCAUCUAUCGUGACAUUAUACUCCCUGGCUCAUUUCCAGACUGGUUUGAUCCGGUGCAGAAGCUAAAAUCCAUCAAAGAUUUUCCAUUUAGACAAGGCGAUGUUCUACAAUGUGCAUUUCCAAAAUCAGGAAAUCAUUGGUUGACAAAUAUUUUGACUUUUAUGAUGUCAAAUAAGCCUCUGGAGAUGGUAUCUUCUGUAAAUCCCAGCCUUAUAGAGUUAUCAAGUCCUACAGAACGACUCAAUGCCAAACCAAGUCCUAGAGUUAUAGCAUCUCAUUUAAAAUUUGAAUAUCUACCAGACGACCAUUUUAAAAAGGCAGGGAAAGUUAUUUUGAUUGUCAGAAAUCCAAAAGAUGUUGCGGUUUCAUUUUAUCACCACGGAUACAAGGACACAAGACUGAAUAUACGUUUAUCAUGGGAAACCUAUCUGAAGUAUUUUUGUGAAGGAAAAAUACCUUUUGGAUCCUACUUUGAUUAUCUCAAUCAUUGGCAAGAAGUUUUGGAGCAAAGAAAAGAUUUGAAUAUUCAUGUUGUUUACUAUGAAGACUUACAACAGAAAACUCUUCAUGAGUGUAAAAGGUUACAGAAAUAUCUGGGAGUGUACAAUACUGACGAACGUUUGCAACGGAUCAUUUCAAGAUGCUCGUUUUCGUCUCUGAAAUCGGACGUAGACAGUGGAAAAGUGAAGACUAUCAUGCGAGACAGAAACAAUAAACCAUAUCUUUACAGGAAAGGUGAAAUUGGCGACUGGCAGAACCAUUUUACUGUUGCCCAAAAUGAAAGCUUUGAAGAAAUCAUCCAGGCAAAAUUGAAGGAUAGUAUAUUUAAGUUUCAAUACACUUCAGUUAUUCCACAAUCUCGACUGUGAUAGUACAAUGUUUUUGUUAUUGUUUUUUGUGCCAACCUUUAAAAGUGGAAGAAUACUGUGUGCAAUCUGGUCAGUC
Ruditapes philippinarum (Manila clam) is the source of this 1151-nucleotide messenger RNA. Its product is annotated as sulfotransferase 2A1-like. NCBI's taxonomy places the organism in Eukaryota, Metazoa, Mollusca, Bivalvia, Venerida, Veneridae. Bases 140 to 1075 code for a protein of 311 amino acids. The transcript is spliced from 6 exons. Gene Ontology annotation, molecular function: sulfotransferase activity. Gene Ontology annotation, cellular component: cytoplasm. The record is from RefSeq and is a predicted model, not a curated record. Gene Ontology annotation, biological process: sulfation.